Molecule: messenger RNA, 993 nt
Organism: Arthroderma uncinatum
Lineage: Eukaryota; Fungi; Ascomycota; Eurotiomycetes; Onygenales; Arthrodermataceae
Exons: 3
Coding region: 1-993 (330 amino acids)
Biological process (GO): protein localization to kinetochore; mitotic cell cycle; kinetochore assembly
Cellular component (GO): chromosome, centromeric region; nucleus
Source: RefSeq, a predicted model, not a curated record
AUGAACGAUGCUUCGACGUCUCUGCUCACUGAGCACUUUAGCUACACGCCACUCUCCCUUAUAGACGAUGUCAUCAACUCCGUGAACAAUCUCAUCUACCAGGCUAUAUCCAGUCUCGAGGACGGGCUUCACAACACGCCGCCUGAGCGGUUGGGCUUCAGACAUGGGCCUGGCACCAUCCCAGACACAGACGACGAUGGAAACAUACAGUACCCCGAGGCGAGGCUGGAGAUCGAGAACGGACUUCACCAGCUAGAGACGCUGCUGGAGGCCACUGUCGACAAGGCGUUUGACAAGUUCGAGAUCUACGUGUUGAGGAACGUCCUGACGGUGCCGGAGGACUUGACGGGUUGGAUUCGAUUGGGUCAUCAUGAGGGCCUGUCGCUUGAACCGAAUUGCGAGAACGCUCCGACUGAAGAGUCCCUGACGCUACAACGGCAGAAGCUCCGAGAGACAAAGAAACUGAACCGCAUGUUGACGCAGGAAUGCGCGCGUAAUGAUGCCAUCCUCUCCCAGCUCCGAUCCAUGGUAUCGGCAGUAAAACCGAACCAAGGCACACAAUCCACGCCCAUGGAAGCUGCCACUCCAGCAACACCCGCGUUUGACGCGGAGACACAGCUUCCCAACCUUUCGUUUCUGCUAUCUGAUCCACGCGCGAAGAAACUACGGAUGGGUGACGGAGGCGCUGGUCCAUCCCGCACGCCACUUACAACCAACACGACUUUCAUCCUGUCUCAGCUUCCCGCCUUACGAUCAGUACUAGCGCAACUACGCCCAAAGCUUCUGACACUCCCUAAAUCGGUUGACGAGAUGGAACUGGACCAGAAGAAGGGCGAGAGGAGGGAGUAUAUCAACAGCAGAACCAAGUUACAUCUGGAUCGGACCGGUGGAGGCAGUGAAAGCGAACAAGUUCAUGACGUUGUUCGGGGGAAGAGGGUGAACGUAGAGGAGGUGCUGGCCUUGGAAGGGGUGGCGGCAACCUUCUCCAAGUGA